Molecule: messenger RNA, 1520 nt
Organism: Lindgomyces ingoldianus
Lineage: Eukaryota; Fungi; Ascomycota; Dothideomycetes; Pleosporales; Lindgomycetaceae
Product: Phox-like protein
Exons: 2
Coding region: 121-1386 (421 amino acids)
Biological process (GO): autophagy; cytoplasm to vacuole targeting by the Cvt pathway
Cellular component (GO): phagophore assembly site
Molecular function (GO): phosphatidylinositol binding
Source: RefSeq, a predicted model, not a curated record
CCCGCCUCAACACUGCCUCCUACAUUCACCAACACACACGAUUUCGACGAUUUCGAUAUCUCUGACUACUUUGGUAGUCUUGCUAGCGAAGUUGCUGUAUCAAGUCCCCCGCGCCCAGCCAUGGCCGCCGACUUCAGCGAAGGCCGCCUGGAGUGCUCCGUCGGAAAGCCGAUUAAGGAGCUGCCAGGCACCAAAGAUGCCUAUGUGUCCUAUCAAGUCACAACUAAGUCCGACUUCCAAUCCUUCCAGCGCCCCGAGUUCUCCGUCCGCCGCCGCUUCACAGACUUCGUCUUCCUAUGGAAAACACUGUCCAAGGAAUAUCCGCAAUGCGCCGUCCCGCCAUUACCGGACAAACACAAGAUGGAAUAUGUGCGUGGGGAUCGCUUUGGGCCUGACUUCACCCAACGGCGGGCACAUUCAUUGCAUCGAUUUCUUAAACGUGUGACGCUGCAUCCUGUGCUACGGCGAGCUGUUCUCUUCAUCACUUUCCUCGAGUCUCCCGAUUGGAACCAGCACAUGAAAGGCCGACAGUCAAGAGGGACAUCCAUGUCUGAGCCGUCCGGCGGGACAGGCAUAGUCGACUCGAUUGCGGAAAGCCUCCUCAAUACCUUUAGCAAGGUCCACAAGCCAGAUAAGCGCUUCAUCGAAGUCAGCGAGCGCGCAACCAAACUCACUGAAGACCUCUCCAACGUGGAAAAGGUGACGGUACGAGUCGCAAGACGGCAGGCCGAUCUCGAGGCUGAUUACGCCGACCUCGCAACCCAGUGUCAGAAGCUCAUUACGCUAGAACCCGGCGUGGAAGGGCCCUUGACCUCCUUCGCAUCCUCCGUUGCAACCACCUCGCAAGGCUUUAAAACACUCAAAGAGCACACAGACCAAAACUACCUCACCAGCCUCCGGGAUAUGGAUGCCUACAUCCAAGCCCUAAAAACCCUCCUCCGGACGCGGGAAAACAAGCAGCUCGACUUCGAAGCCCUGACCGACUACCUCGCCAAAUCCGCCGCUGAUCGAGACCAGCUCGCUUCCCAACACGGAUCCUCUGGCCUCGGCGCCUCCGGUUUCCUGCGGUCCAAGGUGGAAGAUUUGCGCGGCAUUGACCACGAACAAGCUCGGCGGCAACGUGUUCGUAAACUCGAAGUCGACAUUGAACGUCUCACUGGAGAAGUUGAGAACUCGAAGAAAGCAACCGAGGCCUUUGACGAGCACACGGUCAAGGAAGUCGCUGAUUUCGAGAGGAUCAAGGCCGUCGAAUUCAAGGAUACGCUGGGGGAUAUGGCAGAUGCGCACAUUGAGUUCUUCCAGGGGACGAUCGAGACAUGGGAGAAAUUUCUGGAAGAUAUGAGGAAGGAGGAGGAUGAUAGGGCGGCCGCUGCCGAGGCCGCAUAGUAGGGGCCUACCCCCGAGCAUCAAAUAUAGGGUUUUGGUGUGUUCAUUCGUGUCCCUUGGUCGCGGCGUUUUGCAGGCGGGCUAAACAGGAUGAUUAGCCAAGGGAGGUCUAUGUCAAGGUGUAUUCAUAGUGG